GUCAUUGGUAAUGAGCACCCAGACGCACUGGGAAUCGUAAACAAUAUAGCGCGAUCUUUACGCGAUCAGGGGAAGCACGUAGAGGCGGAGAAGAUGCACCGAGAGAUAUCUGCACUACGAGAAAAGAUAUUUGGAGAGGAGCACCCUGACAUGAUGACGAGCAAUGCGGCAGGGGUGCUAAAAAAUCAGGGGAAAUAUACGAAGACGGAGAAGAUGCAUCACGAGGCGUUGGCAUUGCAAGAGAAGAUGCUAAGAAAUGAGCAUCCAUAG
Messenger RNA from Lindgomyces ingoldianus, 270 nucleotides. RefSeq names its product kinesin light chain. Gene Ontology annotation, molecular function: protein binding. Lineage: Eukaryota; Fungi; Ascomycota; Dothideomycetes; Pleosporales; Lindgomycetaceae. The transcript is spliced from 2 exons. The record is from RefSeq and is a predicted model, not a curated record. The annotation marks the transcript as partial.